ACUAUCCAGGUAUUCCCUCUCUCUCUCUCUCUCUCUCUCUCACUCAGCCUCUGGCAUUCUCUUCUCUCUCCUCUCCUCUCCUCUCCCUUCUCUGCGCUUUCCCCUCUCUCUGGCUGCUUUGAUGGCGGUGGUCCUAACCAUCUUCCCUCUUGUCGGAAGCUCUCUCGCAGCCUAAGAACCAGCUCCGGUAUCUCACCAAAUUUCUUCUCCAAAUCUCAAAUUAACCGAGGGAUCUUGGAGCAUUCUUCUCCUAGAGUCAAGUUCUAGCCUUUGAUCGCGUUGGAAAGCUCGGAGGAGGUGUUUUCGGGAGAGGUUUUGCCUGGAGAUUCUUGGGGUUUUAAUUUCAACCUUCAAGGUAGGGAUCUCCUGACUUCUUUACAUGUUUAAGUGUUAGUUUGAUGUACAAGAAUCAAGUUUGAUCAUUUAUUUUGAGUCUUGAAUGAAUCUGGUAUAUGCUGAAAAUUUCGUGGGUUCUGGAAAUCUGUCUUUUGGGAGCCCUUUUGCCAGGAAUCAAUUUUUGGUGUCUUCAUAACAGUUAAAGUACGUUUCAAUACGAAGAUUUCGGUACCAAGAUAAUGAAAAACCGAUAAUCACACAAUUAGUUAUGAAUUUUUGAAUACCGGCUGUUUCCUGGAUGCGCGAAUCUGUGUGUGGCUGUCUUCUUUUAAUUUUCUGGGCAUGAUGAACAUUUUGGGUGGCUUUGGGUCUUUUACAGGAGCUGCACAUUUAAGUUAAGAAGGGAUUGGCGUUGGAAUCAAGUGAUUUGGUUAAGUAUACAAUUUUUGGUGAAUUUCUAAAGCAGGGUUGGUCGACUAGGGCGAAAAUGGUUGCGAAUCUGUUUUUCCUUUGAUUGUUGGGUUAAUCUCCUCUCGUUUCUGAACCUGGAAUUUUUACUGAGUGUAGGAAUUGUAGUCGUGCAACUUUUGGCGUUGGUUCCAAUAUUUUUGGGUUUAAGAUGAAAGAGUUAUGAUUUUUCAAUCAAAUUUACUCGUUCCCGUCCUUAAAUUCACGUUGUUUAAUUGGAUAUAGUUUAAUGUGGAUGAUUAACUUUGCCAAUUUGACAUGUAGGGAUUUUUCUCCUCCUUUAUAUGUUUAUGAGUUGGUUUGAUGUGUUUAAGAAUGUUUAAACGUCCGUAUUUGUUGUUGGGAGAAAUCUGUCGAAACUAGAAAUCGUACGCUGAAACACAAGUCGUACCGGUAGGAGUUUUGGCCCUACCAGUAGAAAUGCUGUCCAGUAGUGUCUAUGUUUGUGAAAUUCUGGUCUUUUACCGGUAGGAGGUUGUGUCCUACUGGUAGGGAAUGAAUAAUCUGCUUUAUUUUAAAACUUCGGACGAUCAUAACUUUAUCAUCCGAAAUCCGUUUGGUGCAUAUUAUAUAUUGAAGUUGAUGUAUGGAAAAUCUACUUUGUAAUGGUGGUAGUCUUAUAAUCAAACUCUAAACCUAUAAGAAGUUAUAGUUAAAGUACGGUAGGUUGGUUGUUAGAAUACAUACCGAUUUUGGAGGUUAUGUCGUAUUUGGAUAUUACGGGUGAUUUGGUACAUUCCUAAGUGUUCGAGGUAGAAACGUUAUAUGCAUUGGGCAUUCUUUGCCCUUAGAAUCAUUUGAGUGAGACACGAAUGUUCCUAGGUGCGUUUAACUAUUUGAAUGGUCUACCGAGCCUUAGGGUAGUAGGCUAGCACACUUGGGAAAAAGUUUGUCGACACCUAGAGAAAGUAGGAGGUUGAGUGGUUGAUUGUAUAUUAAAGUUGGAUCGGGAAUAUUUGAAUGACGAUGAUUGAUUAUAUUGAUGAAAUGAAAAUUUGAGUUACAACUAUUAAUUUCCUCUUGAACUAUAAAUCGGAAGGUGAAGUCGUCGUUUGUAGCUACUUGCAUGAAGUUGAGUUUCUGAUCAAUUAGUAAAUACUUGGUAGUAUAGUAAAUAAUAUCCAGUUAGCAUAUUCUAGAGGGUGGUUUUAAAUAUCUUCGAUGUGAGAACCGGAAAAGUGAUGAGAGAUUCCAAGGGAAGUGAGAUGAGUUUGCAGUUGAAGGUGCAGUAAGCUGCGUUUCCUGGUCUAUUUUCAGGUAAAUUCAAAAUAUCAUUGAUUUGUAUGAAUGCUUUGUGGCUAUUAUUAUUAAUUCUUGUCUCAUGUAUGACUAUCACUGUCAUUUACAGAUGGGGUGGCGGAAAAGAGGAUAAGUAUUUUGCCCAAAUUGGUAAAAUUAUUAUCUCUGUCUAUGAAACAGACACCUUUACUCUUAUUGACAAGAAAUCUAUAAAGGUUGAAAACGUUAAGGACAUUAGUUGGUCGCCUACUGAUCCCAUUCUUGCACUCUUUGUUCCUGAACUUGGAGGAGGAAACCAACCUGCAAGGGUGAGUCUCAUUCAAAUCCCUGGCAAAGAGGAGUUGACGCAGAAGAAACUUUUCAGUGUUAGUGAUUGCAAAAUGUAUUGGCAAAGCAGUGGAGAGUACCUUGCUGCGAAGGUUGAUCGGUGUACUAGUCACCAGCUGGACGUUUCAUCUAACUUGCAGGGUUGAAGGGCUUCAAUGGACAGUUAGAGUUCUACAAUGUCGAUGAGCUUGAAACCAUGGCAACAUCUUAGCAUUUUGGAGUGGAAGCGAUUACACGAAGAAGAGAAAUCAGACAGGCAGUGGCUUAGCAUGAAUCUCUUGCCUUUGUUAAAAGCACGUUGUAUUAUGUCUGUAGCAUGAAUGGGGUUUUGUUGUUGCAUUGUUUGUCAACCUGUUUUCUUUCAGAUAUUAACGGAUGAACAAGAAUAAGGGAUGUCUUCUCCAAUCAAGAGUUGAGGAGCCCAUGUUUUAUCUUUUUUACUUUCAAAAAAUAUCCACAUUUUUUUUUAUUACUUUUC
Molecule: messenger RNA, 2848 nt
Organism: Rhododendron vialii
Lineage: Eukaryota; Viridiplantae; Streptophyta; Magnoliopsida; Ericales; Ericaceae
Product: eukaryotic translation initiation factor 3 subunit B-like
Exons: 2
Coding region: 2088-2516 (142 amino acids)
Biological process (GO): translational initiation
Cellular component (GO): eukaryotic translation initiation factor 3 complex
Molecular function (GO): translation initiation factor activity; translation initiation factor binding; RNA binding
Source: RefSeq, a predicted model, not a curated record